Truncatella angustata is the source of this 1871-nucleotide messenger RNA. RefSeq lists its product as uncharacterized. The record is from RefSeq and is a predicted model, not a curated record. The coding region runs from base 230 to 1777 and encodes 515 amino acids. Lineage: Eukaryota; Fungi; Ascomycota; Sordariomycetes; Amphisphaeriales; Sporocadaceae. The transcript is spliced from 5 exons.
AUCAGCCAGCCAAAUAGAGGUCAAACUCGUACGUCAUGGCAGUCAAAGAAGCGAGUCGAGUAGUUUCAAGGAUAAGUCACAUCGAUGCAUCGGUGUCUAUAAAACAGCACCUUUAUCUUCGUCUUCAUUCCUAAGCCUCAUCAAUUCACACCAUUACAUAUUGUUUCAAUCCCACCGGAGAAUUCAGACAGCAGUCAAAAUUGUGCCUUCAUGAUCCAAUUUGUCUACAAUGGCUCCACUUCGAUCAAGCUUGACAGAGAUUGGGAAAGAUGUGUUAACUCACUUUUAUCAGCCAGUCUUGCUUGAAAUGGCAUUGACUGUGGUGCAUCAGCCAUACCAAUACAGCACUGAGUAUAUUCCAGCGCUGCAGGACGAUUCUUUGCUUUCGGCCGAGCAGGCAUUCCAGGCCUUUCCAGGUGGUGACACGGUCACCGCGAUCGCAGUUCUACGCAACAAUGGCUGCCCACUGUACAUGGUUGCCUCUAAUCUUCGUAACGGUAGAGAGCUGCAGAGCACGACAAACUUCCUCUACUCCCUACUCGAUCUCAUUCGUGAGCAACAGGUCAUGAAUCGGAAGCCGCUGCUCAAACAGGUUCUGUGGCACAUUCUUGUCUUCAACUUCAGCAGGCUCAAGACUUACGUAAAAAGACUUGUCCAAUGCUUGGAUGAUUGCUUGGAGAGCACCCAGCUACGGCGAUCCACGGAAGCUGAACAGCCUUGUAGGGAGCUUCUUGUCCUUAGAGAGAGGGCCUCCUUCUCAAUCGAUGAUGAGUCUUUUCAGAAUGACCAGAAUAAGGUCCUCUGUGAUUGCGAAACUCUACUAAAGGCGAUACAUGGGGCAAGAGGCAAGAACAUUGAUGAUGCGAUCAAAAGUCAGUCCAGCAGUGGGCAGGCUGCAAGGCCAAAUCCGUGGCAUGAGCUUCGUCACUAUCUCGGACGAUUACUUUCCUUUCGUCAGGCAGCAGAAAUUCUCAUCAGCGCCUUCGAACGCUGGCUAUCGUUGUUCGAAGAUUUUGAGAUUGUCACUAUUCCUUCCGGCCUGCGAAUGAGUCGACCGUUGCCAAGGUCAAACCUCACUGCGGCCGAAAUCAUCUACAACAUGGCAGAAGAUGAAGAUGAAGCUGAAUCUUAUCUUCAACAAGCCCAAGGCUUGCAGUCAAUGGGCUUAGAGAAGAUAAUACAGAAAAAGGUCAAUUCGAGGACAUUUCGCCCAGUGGUUCACGCAGAAGUCGCUCUCCAUACCCACCUUCUGCAAGCUGGCGCGAAUCACCCAGGGCAAUUUUGGAAUGAUUGUAAAUACACUGGCGGCAGCAAACCGACUUGUCGACUUUGUUCUUACUACUUCUUUGGCCAUCGAGACAAAGUCAGUGUCCGACCUACCCACGAGAAUUUGUAUGCAAACUGGCAAUUUCCGGAUCUGUUGCAGCCCGAGAACCGGACUGCACAGCGAGCCAACAAGAAACUCUUGAUGCUCAUGACUGAACUGGUUCGCAAUGAUGCGAAGAGAACAUUGGAUGAAAGAUGCCCAAGAGGGAAGAAGCACGAUUCUAACACUGAAUCCGCCAUACCCGCCUAUUUCAAUGUUGGGAAGCCCGUCUCAAUAUCUGAGAUAAGCAGCCUACUUCGACUGGAUGAAGACACUUCUGUAAGGCAAGUGAACCAAUAUUGGUCGGCCGAAGCGGAAAGGAGAAAGUAUGGGGAGCUAGUGGAUAACGAAAGUGAUGAUGAUGAACUCGGAAAUGCAGGAGCCUCUAUUAAAGAGUGUUGGUUUGGAUGAAAAGUGCGCGGUUCAAUGACUUUGAUUCAGCAAGCUGGUAUUGUCAUUUGUUUGACAGGGUCAUUAAAAUUGCUGAACGUGAAUUGAAACGUUC